AUGACGACGGUGCAAGAUCCGCUGCCAGAAGGACAUGAUAAUGUUCAUGUGCCAUAUACAAGAAGGGCACCGCAAAGGAUCAUCAUCUUAUGUGAUGGUACUUGGCAAAAGAGAGGCGCAGUGGAUUCAGUCUUUACAAGCACAGGUAUUUCAACGGCAACAAACACAACAUGGUUCACAAAUGUGGCCCUUCUGAGUCAAUGUAUCUUGCCAAAUGCUGCCGUUACAGAUUCAGACGCACCACCAAUGCCUCAAACAGUCUUUUAUCAAGAUGGGAUCGGUGCUACACCGUAUAUCUUUCAACGUUUAUUCGAAGGUGCAACAGGUACAUCAUUAGAUCUUAAAGUAAUGGAAGCCUAUUCGUUCAUCGUUGAUAAUUACCAAGAAGGAGAUGAACUAUUCUUCUUUGGAUUUUCUAGAGGUGCUUAUACUGCACGUACAUUGGCAGCAUUUGUGAAUUAUAUCGGUAUCCUCUCAAAGCAAGAACGUAGUACUUCGUUGAAUACAUUAUGGCAUGCAUUCAAUAAUCGUAAUCCUUCUGAUCCAAGUACAAUCACGAAAGCAGAAGAGACUGUUUUCCAAGAAUUGAACAGAUGGCCAAGCGCAAAUGCAAUGUUUAGUGCAAUGAACAAUUCAAAGAUUCAACUUGCAUCUAUACCAGAUGCGAAAGACGAACAAAAGGCAGACGAAUCAAUGGAACAGACUGUUGACCCUUCCAUAGUUCAACCGGCCACCAUUCCGAUUCAAGCGGAGUAUGUAGAAUCAGAAGAAGCAAUCAUCAAACGUUCACCGCAAAUUCUCCCUCCAAAGAUCGAAAUCGUGGGCGUUUGA
Molecule: messenger RNA, 831 nt
Organism: Meira miltonrushii
Lineage: Eukaryota; Fungi; Basidiomycota; Exobasidiomycetes; Exobasidiales; Brachybasidiaceae
Exons: 2
Coding region: 1-831 (276 amino acids)
Source: RefSeq, a predicted model, not a curated record